This is a messenger RNA of Procambarus clarkii (red swamp crayfish), 1554 nucleotides long. Lineage: Eukaryota; Metazoa; Arthropoda; Malacostraca; Decapoda; Cambaridae. The record is from RefSeq and is a predicted model, not a curated record.
AUGAGUGUGGGCACCAGGAAGCCAGUGUGGGCACCAGGAAGUCAGUGUGGGCACCAGGAAGUCAGUGUGGGCACCAGGAAGUCAGUGUGGGCACCAGGAAGUCAGUGUGGGCACCAGGAAGUCAGUGUGGGCACCAGGAAGUCAGUGUGGGCACCAGGAAGUCAGUGUGGGCACCAGGAAGUCAGUGUGGGCACCAGGAAGUCGGUGUGGGCACCAAGAAGUCGGUGUGGGCACCAGGAAGUCAGUGUGGGCACCAAGAAGUCAGUGUGGGCACCAGGAAGUCAGUGUGGGCACCAGGAAAUGAGUGUGGGCACCAAGAAGUCAGUGUGGGCACCAGGAAGUCAGUGUGGGCACCAGGAAGUCAGAGUGGGCACCAGGAAGUCAGUGUGGGCACCAAGAAGUCAGUGUGGGCACCAGGAAGUCAGUGUGGGCACCAGGAAGUCAGUGUGGGCACCAGGAAAUCAGUGUGGGCACCAGGAAGUCAGUGUGGGCACCAGGAAGUCAGUGUGGGCACCAGGAAGUCAGUGUGGGCACCAGGAAGUCAGUGUGGGCACCAGGAAGUCAGUGUGGGCACCAGGAAGUCAGUGUGGGCACCAGGAAGUCAGUGUGGGCACCAGGAAGUCAGUGUGGGCACCAAGAAGUCAGUGUGGGCACCAGGAAAUGAGUGUGGGCACCAAGAAGUCAGUGUGGGCACCAGGAAGUCAGUGUGGGCACCAGGAAGUCAGAGUGGGCACCAAGAAGUCAGUGUGGGCACCAGGAAGCCAGUGUGGGCACCAGGAACAGCCAGAGAUAUCAACACCCCCAGCAGCCAGAGAUAUCAACACCCCCAGCAGGAAGAGACAUCAACGCCGCCAGCAGGAAGAGACAUCAACACCGCCAGCAGGAAGAGACAUCAACCCCGCCAACAAGAAGAGACAUCAACGCCGCCAGCAGGAAGAGACAUCAACGCCGCCAGCAAGAAGAGACAUCAACGCCGCCAGCAGGAAGAGACAUCAACGCCGCCAGCAAGAAGAGACAUCAACGCCGCCAGCAGGAAGAGACAUCAACACCGCCAGCAGGAAGAGACAUCAACGCCGCCAGCAAGAAGAGACAUCAACGCCGCCAGCAAGAAGAGACAUCAACGCCGCCAGCAAGAAGAGACAUCAACGCCGCCAGCAGGAAGAGACAUCAACGCCGCCAGCAAGAAGUGACAUCAACGCCGCCAGCAAGAAGAGACAUCAACGCCGCCAGCAAGAAGAGACAUCAACGCCGCCAGCAAGAAGAGACAUGAACGCCGCCAGCAAGAAGAGACAUGAACGCCGCCAGCAAGAAGAGACAUCAACGCCGCCAGCAAUAAGAGACAUCAACGCCGCCAGCAAGAAGAGACAUCAACGCCGCCAGCAAGAAGAGACAUCAACGCCGCCAGCAGUAGUGAUCCUGACCCAGCUACGGGCAUCAGGUCCGGCUUCACCACCCACACAAGGUCAACAAUACUCUCCACAGAAUACAAUCAAGAUGUCUCCUAUACACAUUAAGGAAAGUCCUUCUGAUGGGCAGAAAAUUGUUUAUGUUUAA